GGAUCCGCCACGCUGUGCUCUGCCAAGCUCGUUCUGUCGAGAUUUUCACCUGGCCUGAUAAAUUGGAACUCAAUCCUGCAGUCUUUACUUCAGAACACCUGACGAGCCUGCUUUUAUACUCAGUUGUUGUGACCAACGGUUUCUUUAAGCAACUCCAAAAUGGGUGCAAGGCAAUGGAACGCCUCAUCUUACAGGAAUGCCCCCAUUAAUGACAUUGAGAUUGCCUCCCAGACACUCAAGUUCUUGUCCAUUGGGCAUGAUUGUUCGUUUCAGCCUAGGCCUAAUGAUCCGGCACAUCCACCAUCUUUCUCUCUUCCAAACCUCAUUUUGGCUUCUUUGAUAUUUUGGCUUAUAGUGAUUAUGGCAGAAUACCUUUAGUGAAGAACAUGGAAUCACUACAGACAGCUUACAUUGAUCUGCUUAAGCACAAUGAUCUACCGGUUGAUGAUAUCCGUCAAUUUCUCUUGGGCGUUUCUGGUGUCACAAAAUUGGAGUUCUGUUUUGGUUUUGGACAAGAAGAGCUGAUGAUGGGAAUGGAUUUGCAAUGGUGCCCGAAAUUCAACAAUCUGAAGUUCCUGAGUCUCGACAACUGGUAUCUGGAUGCAAAUUUCUAUGGACUGAUAGCCUUCCUUCAGAACUCACCUAAUCUGGAGCAUCUAACUCUGAAUCUCAAACUGAAACAGCAUGCUAAAGUACCUGGAGCACUCAUGGGCUGGGCUGGAAAUAGACCGUUUACAUGCGAGCACCUUAAGACUGUUGAGAUCAUUUGCUUUGAGGAUGAUCCUGCAACCAAUAGCCUGAUGCAGUUUUUGGUUCGGUGUGGCAUAUCUGGUGGUCAGAUUCAUAUCAAGCACUAGAAUCAACUCUGGUCAUGUUUGUGCCAACCAGUGGAUCGUUCGUUAGUUUAUUCAUGGAUGCAAGAACAUAUGCUUGCCUAGCUGGGGUCAGAUUUCGUAGAAUGGUUUUAAGUUUGGGUGGAUGGAUGCAUGCUCUGUCGAAACAGGAUCAUGUUAGCGGCAUUACUUGCCAUGAGUUGGAGGAACCAGAUCGCUUUCUUGCUGUGAAAGUUUUUAUAGAUGUAUGACCAUGCCUAUGCCAUAGUUCAAAUGUUUGGAAAACCUUUUUAUUUGGUGAUGAACCCCUUUGUAGCUCCGGCGCCGUAAACUGAAUAUACAUGCACAGUGAUGUAUGUGAGUAUGUCUAUGGUAUGGAAUAUGGAUGCUCCGGU
Messenger RNA from Sorghum bicolor (sorghum), 1228 nucleotides. RefSeq lists its product as uncharacterized. The coding region runs from base 387 to 857 and encodes 156 amino acids. The record is from RefSeq and is a predicted model, not a curated record. The transcript has 3 exons. NCBI's taxonomy places the organism in Eukaryota, Viridiplantae, Streptophyta, Magnoliopsida, Poales, Poaceae.